Messenger RNA from Ectocarpus sp. CCAP 1310/34, 1482 nucleotides. NCBI's taxonomy places the organism in Eukaryota, Phaeophyceae, Ectocarpales, Ectocarpaceae. The record is from the annotation of a GenBank genome assembly.
AUGAAGCGCACGCUUCUCUACCUGACGUUGGCCCUCCUGAGCUACGCCCUCGUGGUUGUCGUGCUGCUCGCGGGCCAGCACGUGACCGUCAGGAGGGUCGCCAUUCUAUACCCUGUCAUCACAACGUACAUCCUGCUAUGGGGAUCCAUUCGCGAACCGUUCAUGAAGAAGAUUCUGGGAGAUGACGAGUACCUCUGGUCCUACACCAAGGGGUUCUCCGAGCUGCCGUCGCCGGCCCAGCUGAAGGCCAGCCUGGCGGAACAGCUUUCCGUGGAACAGCUGCGGGACGAGUUCCGGCAGUACAUCAAGACCAAGGUGGCCCAGGAACUGGUAGACUUCUACCUGGACUCGCUAGACCGGGAAGAGGUAAUGGGCUUCUUUGAGAGACAGGUGGUCGAUGGCCUCGUCGCGGUCCACGCGCCGGAGCUUCUCCAACCCUCGGCGGAAACCGGCGAUGGUGUCGCAGUCGGUUCCGCCGUCACCCCCGGCCCGAGGCGACUUCCGUGCCCGCGACAUGCGUUCUGCUCCACGAUCGGGCAUGCCCACUGGCGCCCGGGAGGCCUUGGCGACGCGGAACGCCCGACGGACAUGGCUACCGCGGCGACCAUGCGCAUCGUGGAACGCUACAUCCGAGAGGACGCUCCUGAUCAGGUGAACAUCUCGGAAGAAUGCCGAGAGAAGAUUCUCGCGACGGACGUGACCGCGUACGACAUCUUUGACGAGGCUAGGGCGGAGGUCUUAGUGGUCAUGGAGACCAACUUCCAGAGGGAGUUCGUGACGACGGAGGGGUUCCGGCGAAUCGCGGACGCUAGCGAGGUGGAGCACCGGGAGAUUCGCCUCCUUCGGGCCGGGGGGAUGCUGCCUUCCGCAUCGCCCAGCCCGGGGUCCCCGCUGUCCCCGGUGUCCCCCCUGCACCCGUCGCGCCUCCUGAGCGCGUUCAGGAACCUUCCCCUGGCGAGGAGGCUGCGUUCGACCGCGCCUUUGUCGACGGCGGCGGCGGCGGAACACGGUGCCGCCGUGGCGCGUGAUAAUGCGGCGGAAGGCGAUGGCGGUGAUGGUGCUAGUGCAGCUCGUUCUUCUUCCCGCAUUGGCGGCGGCGGCUGUAAACUUGCAGGAGGAAAGCCUCCUCGUCGGUCUGGCGACGCUUCUGCGACGGGUUCUAAGUCAACCUCGCUCUUGGGCGUCCUCGAGAUGGGCGUGGUGGAGAAAGAGAAGGAGGAGGAGGAGGAGGAGGAGGAGGAGGAGGAGGAGGCGUUUAACAGUGACCCCCAAGACGGGUUCACGACGCCCAUCUACAGCGACGUCGGCGGCGCGCGCGGCGAUGGUCGCGGCCGUGCGGCGAUUUCGACGCCGUCACGGGGCGAUGGGUACACCACGGACGCGGGGGACGGACCCGACCCUCUGGGCGGUUUCGGCACCCCCGUAAACGAAGACGAGGACGGAUUUCGGACGCCUGUGUCCCGGCACAGCCGAAAUUUAUAG